Messenger RNA from Aethina tumida (small hive beetle), 2163 nucleotides. It is a transcript of the gene lic, whose product is annotated as dual specificity mitogen-activated protein kinase kinase 6. Gene Ontology annotation, molecular function: ATP binding; MAP kinase kinase activity. The coding region runs from base 302 to 1303 and encodes 333 amino acids. The transcript is spliced from 5 exons. Gene Ontology annotation, biological process: stress-activated MAPK cascade; protein phosphorylation. The record is from RefSeq and is a predicted model, not a curated record. Lineage: Eukaryota; Metazoa; Arthropoda; Insecta; Coleoptera; Nitidulidae.
AUGUAACCGCGACUCUUUGCUAUGCUUGUCUAUGUGGAGGGGCAAGCAUUGUGUUUAUGUUGGCGACAGUGUGUUUUCUGACAUGGUGCCGAUCCUCUAUUUUCAUUAGCAAUAAACGCCGUUAUCAAAUCGCACUAACCUAAAAGCCGAACGGACGCACGAUCAAGAAAAAAUUUAAAGUGCUGUGGGAAGGAGAACGGUAUAAAAAAGGCGAAAUGAGUUUUUGCACCUCCUUGUAAAGCACGUGUUAUUUUACGGAGGAGCAAUUUUGUGGGAGGCCUUUGGAAAAUUGACAAUAAAAAUGGCAGGACGAAGGAGGCCCAAUCUCAAACUCCAAGUAUCAGAAGAUACACAACCAAUUAUAACACCGCCAGCGAAUUUAGACACACGAACGACGAUAACGAUAGGCGAUCAAACAUUCGACGUUGAAGCCGACGACCUCGAGAGAAUCUCGGACCUGGGAAGAGGCGCGUACGGCAUAGUAGAAAAGAUGCGACACAUCCCCAGUGGGACCAUAAUGGCAGUGAAGAGGAUCACCGCCACCGUCAACACCCAGGAACAAAAACGCUUGCUCAUGGACUUGGACAUAUCGAUGCGCAGCAGCGCGUGUCCGUACACGGUACAGUUCUACGGCGCCCUUUUCAGAGAGGGCGACGUAUGGAUUUGCAUGGAAGUCAUGGACACCAGUCUGGACAAGUUCUACGCGAAGGUUUACAGUAAUGGACGCAGGAUUCCGGAAAACGUCCUGGGGAAGAUUUCGUUCGCCGUCGUGAAUGCCCUGCACUAUCUCUAUUCGCAACUGAGGGUCAUCCACCGGGACGUCAAGCCGUCGAAUAUUCUAAUCAACCGGAAGGGCGAGGUGAAAAUGUGCGACUUCGGCAUCAGUGGGUAUCUAGUCGAUUCCGUGGCCAAAACCAUUGACGCAGGGUGUAAACCGUACAUGGCCCCCGAAAGAAUAGACCCUCAGGGCGACCCCUCGACAUACGACAUCCGAUCGGACGUGUGGAGCUUCGGAAUAUCUCUCAUAGAGCUGAGCACUGGCCAGUUCCCGUAUCAGAAGUGGGGCACGCCUUUCGAACAGCUCAAACAGGUGGUGACUGACGAACCGCCCAAAUUGCCAGCUGAUGGUCAGUUCAGCGACAGCUUCAUAGACUUCACCAACAACUGUUUGAAGAAGAAUUGCCGAGACAGAUGGAACUAUAACCAAUUGCUAGAGCAUCCGUUUUUAAUUGCCGCUCGGGAGAUGAACACCGACAUAUCGGGGUUCGUUUCAGAGAUUCUCGAUUUGCCCGACAAUCCCUGAGACUCGUGUGUUGCCUCGUAACUUCUACUUAGUCGUGCAGGUUCCUACUUGUGCCACUACCAGGAUGUUUGUUUUUAAGUAUGUUUUAAAAAAAAGAAUUACGUUGAUUUUAAAUUGCUUCAUUUCGCAAUGUUUUAAUUUUAUUUUACUAUCAAGGAAAUGUAAGAAUUUUUUACUUAUCAUACCUCACUAUCUAUAAUGGAGAAAAGUUUUAGUUUUCCAGUUUUAUUUGUUACUUUUUAAAUUUCUUUAUUUUAAAAUUACAUGUUUUCAAUUAAUUUUGUGUAAAUAGAAUGCAGUAAGUACAAAGUACGAUGAAUACUCGUAAAACGAGUUCAUAUAGAAAAAACACCAAUUUAAAUGUAGAUGUAAGUGAGUUAUAAAAAUUAUUUUUACUAGCAUAAAAUGUAAUGUGUUCUAUAAAACUUUAUAGUAAAACUGACUGACACUAUGUAUUAUACUUAAUAAAUUACUAUUAACAAUCAGUGUAGUGGUAUCCAAACUUUUAUCAAGGUCGAUUUAUCAGGUACAAAGCAAUACAAUACAAUCAUCAUGAUCACUACAGUUGGUUACUACACUAUGGAAUUUAGGUACUUGGCAAGUGGAACAUCACAGUGGUGCUCAACAUACUUAAAAAGUAUUAUAUCUUCCAUUUCUGAUUCUGAGUACCUCUAUUUCAUAAUAAUACUUUGUAUUUAUUCACAGUGUGAUUGUACUGAUUAUUUGUUUGAACUUAUUAAUGAACACAAACUGUAUUUAUGUAUUAUUGAUCUUUUAUUUGUUAUAGGACAAAAUAAUUGUUACCUAAAUUGGAAAAUUAUGAUUUGUGUGAUCAAUAAAGGAAAUUGUUGAAUUAGGAA